Molecule: messenger RNA, 3873 nt
Organism: Wallemia ichthyophaga EXF-994
Lineage: Eukaryota; Fungi; Basidiomycota; Wallemiomycetes; Wallemiales; Wallemiaceae
Exons: 5
Coding region: 1-3873 (1290 amino acids)
Biological process (GO): biosynthetic process; tricarboxylic acid cycle
Cellular component (GO): mitochondrion; oxoglutarate dehydrogenase complex
Molecular function (GO): oxoglutarate dehydrogenase (succinyl-transferring) activity; thiamine pyrophosphate binding
Source: RefSeq, a predicted model, not a curated record
AUGAGGCCUUCUCUGCUCAGGCUCAACGAAAUUUCAAAGGCAGCAAGCUAUUGUAAGAAUAAUGUGAGGAGAUUUGACUACUCCGCCCAUCUCUGUGGCUAUUUCUACCCCAGAUACGCACAAGAUGAUUACUUUGCUUUAAAAGCCUGGAAUAUUGAGCUGGCGACGAUCAAAGACAGCACAAGUAAAGACAUGAUUGCUGCUAUGAGAAUGCAAUUCUGGAAAGACGCUAUUAACAACAUCUACAAAGGCAAGAUGACAAAGGAGCCAACAGCCACAGCUCUCUUCGAGUCUGUGCAGAGGUACGAACUCCCCAGGCAGUCCUUCAUCAACGUUAUCGAGGGAAGGGAGCGUGAGUUAAGUAUUGAAACUCCAAGGGACCUUCAAGGCCUCGGGACAGUAUUGGAGUUGACGCAAUCUUCUCUUUUGCAUCUCCAGCUGGAACUGCUUCUGCCUCAGCUGACGGAAAUCGACGAGCUCGAGAAAGAAAACUAUCAAAUAGCAUUGAGCCACAUUGGCAAGAGUAUAGGGCUCUCUACGCUGCUCAGGGCACUCCCUUAUCAUGCCGCCAAAGGUAGACUGGUUAUACCUUCGGAUAUCACGGCUAAUCAUGGCGUUGUGGAGGAAGAAGUCCUGCGCAAACUAGAUAAAAUAGAUGGGGAAUCUGCGAACAGACUCUCUGAUGCCACAUUCGAAUUCGCAACUGAAGCAAAUGACCAAUUGAUCGCUGCUCGAAGUCUACUCAAAGGCGGGAUAAGGAAGCAGCUCAUGCCGGUGUUUCUUAGUGCCGUGCCUCCACAGUCAUACCUCAAUCGAUUGGAGAAAUACGACUUCAAUCCAUUCAACAUGCUCCCGUUACGCAGAUCGCUGUUAAGCAGCAGAGUUAGCAGUAGGAGGCUGCUAUCCACUUCCAUCAGGCUCUACCAAGAUCCACUCAAGCAGCCACCGGCUCCAUUUGAUGCUUUCUCCACGUCUGGGCUCGAUCACGCUUACCUCGAAGCUGCCUACGGUUCGUGGAGGCAAGACGGCAAUUCUGUGCAUCCGUCAUUCGCCACCUACUUCGAAGCUUUAGAGAAUGGCGUGGACCCUUCUGAGGCUUUUGUGCCUCCACCAAAAUUGGCGGGUGCUCUGGCUGAAUCUGCCGGUUCUCCCAAGCAUACCGAUUUAGGCGAUCACUUGAAGGCUCAACUUCUUGUCCGCGCCUACCAAGUCCGUGGUCACCACCUCGCUAGCUUAGACCCACUCAAUCUCACCCAAACUGAUAGAACCAAUAUGGCCCCAGCUGAGCUUAAGAUUGAGAACUACGGCUGGUCUGAACGUGAUUUGGAUCGCCAGAUUAGCUUGGGCCCUGGUAUUCUCCCUCGUUUCGCUAUCGACGGACGGAACAAAAUGUCUUUGCGCGAAAUCAUCAACACUUGCGAGCAAAUCUACUGCGGUCCAGUUGGUAUUCAAUACAUUCACAUACCAGACAAAGAUCAAUGUGAUUGGAUGCGUAAGAGAGUUGAAAUUCCUCACCCUUGGAGAUACAAUAUUGAAGAGAAGAGCAACAUUCUCGACAGACUCUUGUGGUCGACCAGCUGGGAACAAUUUAUUGCUGCCAAAUUCCCUAAUGAAAAGCGUUUCGGUUUGGAGGGUGCUGAGUCUCUCAUUCCAGGUAUGAAGGCUCUCAUUGAUAGAGCUGUCGAUCACGGCACGAAACACAUCACCAUCGGUAUGCCUCACCGUGGUCGUCUUAACGUUCUCUCCAACGUCAUCAGAAAGCCUUCUGAAGCCAUAUUUAACGAAUUCACUGGUGCAAACGAUGACACUCAGUCUGGCGGUGGUGACGUCAAGUACCACUUGGGUGCCAACUACACUCGUCCUACACCAUCAGGAAAGAAAGUCAACUUGUCUCUCGUAGCCAAUCCAUCUCACUUGGAGGCUGAGAACCCAAUUGUCUUAGGUAAGACUCGUGCUCUGCAACACAUAGAAGGCGAUGAAGGUAAGGGUGAUUCUUCACUCGGGUUACUUUUGCACGGUGACGGUGCUUUCGCCGCUCAAGGUAUCGUUUACGAGACCCUUGGUAUGGUCAACUUGCCUAACUAUGGUACUGGUGGUACCAUCCACGUUGUUGUCAACAACCAAGUUGCUUUCACUACUGAUCCGCAAGACUCUCGUUCCACUGCCUACCCAACAGAUAUCGCUAAGUCUAUUGAUGCGCCAAUUUUCCACUGCAACGGUGACAACGCUGAAGCAAUCACUUUCGUGUUCCAAUUAGCUGCAGACUUUAGAGCCAAGUUUAAGAAGGAUGUUGUAAUUAAUCAGGUCUGCUACAGAAAGCACGGUCACAACGAAUCAGACCAACCUUCGUUCACUCAGCCAGUCAUGUACGAGGCUAUCGCCAAGCAACCAACUGCUCUCUCAAAGUACGUCAAGCAACUUCAACAAGAAGAAGCUUUCACCGAGACGCAAAUGGAAGAGCAUCGUAAGGCAGUCUGGUCAAAGCUCGAGGGUGCAUUUAACAACGCCACCAAUUACAAACCUCAUGGUCGUGAAUGGUUGAGUUCAUCUUGGGAGGGUUUCCCCUCACCUGAUGAUCUCGCUGCCAGAGUGCUCCCAACAGCAGCCACGGGCGUGAAGCAAGAGACAUUAGAGAACAUUGGCAAAGUUAUCUCAACUUUCCCAGAUGGAUUUACACCACACAAGAACUUGGCCAGAAUUAUCAACAAUCGCGGUAAGAUGGUUAUGGAAGGAAAGGGUAUUGAUUGGUCAACUGCCGAGUCAUUAGCUCUUGGUUCAUUAGCACUUGAGAAGAUACACGUCAGAUUAUCUGGACAGGAUGUCGAAAGAGGUACCUUCUCACAGAGACACGCUAUACUGGUUGACCAGGAGAAUGAGUCACUGUACAUGCCUCUAAACCAUCUUGGUAGCAGACAGGCGGGAGUUGUCGUCUGUAACUCAUCACUCUCUGAAUUUGGUGCUCUUGGUUACGAACUUGGUUACUCACUUGUGUCACCAGACAACUUGACCAUUUGGGAGGCACAGUUUGGUGAUUUCGCUAACAACGCUCAGUGUAUUAUCGAUCAAUUCAUUGCAUCGGGUGAGCGUAAGUGGCUUCAGCGUAGUGGUUUAGUUAUGUCGCUUCCUCACGGUUACGAUGGACAAGGACCAGAGCACUCAAGUGGUAGAAUAGAAAGAUUCUUGCAGUUGGCUGAUGACAGUCCAUUUAAGGUACCAACAGAGGAGGAAAUGGCUCGUCAGCAUCAAGACUGUAACAUCCAGGUUGUCUACCCAACCACGCCAGCGAACUACUUCCACGUUCUUAGACGUCAAGUCCACAGAGACUUCCGUAAACCACUCAUUCUCUUCUUCAGCAAAUCGCUUCUCCGUCAUCCUAUGGCGCGUUCAGAAUUGAGUGAAAUGACUGGUCAGACUCAAUUUGAGAGAUAUCUGCCAGAAAAUCAUGAAAAGAUGGUCGAGCCUGAGAAAGUACGCAAGCAUAUAUUGUGUUCAGGACAAGUGUACCACACACUCUACAAGGAGAGGGAAGAAAGACAAGCUUAUGAUGUAGCGAUUUCAAGAGUAGAGCAAAUCUCACCAUUCCCAUAUGACUUGAUUGGAGAGCACUUGGAUAAAUACCCUAAUGCUGAAAUAACUUGGUGUCAGGAAGAGCCAUUGAACAAUGGAGCGUGGUCAUAUGUUUCACAAAGAUUGCUUACGUUGGUGAAGCAAACGAAGCAUCACUCGGAACGCUGGCCACAGUAUGUGGGUAGAGAUCCAUCUAGCUCGGUAGCGACAGGAUCCAAGGCAGUGCAUUUGGCUGAAAUACAGAAGAUACUGGACGGUGCAUUUUCAACUGAGCCAGGAAACACAAGAUUUGCUGCUUCAUGGUGA